Molecule: messenger RNA, 1291 nt
Organism: Drosophila busckii
Lineage: Eukaryota; Metazoa; Arthropoda; Insecta; Diptera; Drosophilidae
Product: probable palmitoyltransferase ZDHHC24
Exons: 3
Coding region: 80-928 (282 amino acids)
Biological process (GO): protein targeting to membrane; peptidyl-L-cysteine S-palmitoylation
Cellular component (GO): Golgi apparatus; endoplasmic reticulum
Molecular function (GO): protein-cysteine S-palmitoyltransferase activity
Source: RefSeq, a predicted model, not a curated record
CAAAGUUAUUGUAUCAUUUAACAUUAUUUUCAGUAUACGUAAAUCUAACUCGUAAUUCUAAAUCUUUUAUAAAUCUACAAUGAAACUUCGUAAGAACCCGCUGCCAAAUAAUGCCGGCGAUAUUGCGUGCUUCCUACUGAUUGGCUUGGGCGUGCCAACAAUCGUCAUAUGGGACCUUUUUAUUGUAUUACCGGCAGUCUACGAACCCGGCAGCUUCAUGUACAAUUUUACCUUCGUAUUUAGCUUAUUUCUGUUAUUCAAUCUAGUGAGUAACAUGCUGUUCUGCAUACUGGUUGAUACCAGCUACGAUCCUAAAAUACUUGAACCACCACAGCCAGGGAGCGGAGACCGAGAGAACUGGCAUCAUUGUGAAUCCUGCAAUUGCUUAGCACCGCCAAGAGCUUGGCAUUGUAAAACUUGUGGUAUUUGCAUUUUGAAACGCGAUCAUCAUUGUAUAUUUACGGGCUGUUGUGUUGGCCACAAAAAUCACCGCUAUUUUAUGCUCUACGUCGGAUAUCUGGUUAUUGGUUCGUUCUAUGCGCUGGCCUAUAACUUGUACUAUUUGUUUGUGAUUAGGGCAGAUAUCUAUACACAAACAUUUUAUCAUUUUCAUAUGUUCACUAUGCCUAUCCUGUUAUUACGUGGAUACGCUGUAUUUAUGCCGGCUAUCUUUCUUAUGCUAAAUCUUGUAGCUGUAUCAAUUAGUGCGUGUAUUUUUCUCGUACAUUUUAAUCUUGUAAGACGCUCUGCAGUCUUUGCGGACAAGGAUAGGUCUAAGUUCGAUCUUGGCCUCUAUCGUAACCUCCAAAGUACUUUCGGAACUCGCGUAAACUUAGUGUGGAUCAGCCCGUUUAUCAAAAGUCCAUUACCUGAUGAUGGUUUUCACUGGCCGGAGUCUGGAGAUCAACGUUUAAAAGAAAUCUCUUAAAAAUUUGGACUCGAAACGCAAUUUUGUAAAAUUAUGGCCAAGUCCUCCUUCAAUAAUAUCCGUUAACAUAUCCGAAUCCAUUGGACUCUCAUCAAAGACUAGAAUUUGGCUUAUGGUGAAUUGAAUUUCAUCCUUUAAAUUUGAAAUUAGAAAUCUGUCAGUUACAAUUACUAAAAAAUGUAACUAUAAAUAUGCUUACCUUGUCUGCAUAUUCCAUAUAAUGCACUGUGUUAAGCCAAUAAAGAUCGGCUUCAAAUAUUGGCACUGCAGCUGGACUUAAGCCAUGUCCAAACUGUAUUGAAUAACAAAAAAUUUUGUUUAAUAAACGGAAUACGAGAAAAACAAAAAAUGGCACAGACGGCA